Molecule: messenger RNA, 1077 nt
Organism: Geosmithia morbida
Lineage: Eukaryota; Fungi; Ascomycota; Sordariomycetes; Hypocreales; Bionectriaceae
Product: N-alpha-acetyltransferase 50
Exons: 1
Coding region: 1-1077 (358 amino acids)
Biological process (GO): mitotic sister chromatid cohesion
Cellular component (GO): NatA complex
Molecular function (GO): acyltransferase activity, transferring groups other than amino-acyl groups
Source: RefSeq, a predicted model, not a curated record
AUGUCCCUCCCCACGGCUCAAACAUCCAUAAAGUCCUUCUUCCAAUCGAAGCCGCCGAAAUACGCCCCUCCCCCAGGAUCAGCAAAGCCGGCACAAGCUCCCGCACCAGCUCCCACUCCCGCUCCCGUGCCUCCCCAGAGUGGCCUCACAGUCGAGGAUGACGACGACAACGACAAGAACAACAUCCCUCACGAAGCGACAAUCCGCCCUGUGACAUACUCCGACCUCAAUGCACUCCGCCGCAUCAACGCCCUGCUCCUCCCCGUCCCGUACCCAGAGGACUUCUACCGCCGCGCCGCCGAGCAGCAGCACACCUCUCGCGUCAUCACGUGGUCCGCCCCCGACCCCUCGGGCCAGGGAGAAGAUGCGAAGGUGAUAGGGGGCGUGGUGUGCCACGUCGAGCCGUCCGCUCCCGGCAGCCCGUCGUCGACGCUGUACAUCCGGUCUCUGUGCGUCCUGGCGCCCUACCGCGGCCUAGGGCUCGCCUCGGCCGCCGUGGACGCCGUCGUCGCGUCCGUCCGCGCCGCGGACCGGAGCGUCAACACCAUCUCGGCCCACGUGUGGACCGACAACGAAGACGCCUUGGCGUGGUACGAGGCCCGCGGCUUCAGGCGCCACGCCGCCCGGCCCAUAGCCGGAUACUACCGCAACCUGCGGCCCGACUCGGCCUGGCUCGUGCAACGCGAUAUCGCCGCCGCCUCUCCUCCGUCCGCACGCGGGAAUGUCCCUGUCCCUGCCCCUGCCCCUGCCGCUGUGAGGCCUAGUCCCACGGCUGCCGUGGUCAAUCUGCCCCCCAUGAGUGCCGCUCCUGCCGCCGGUGGUCCGCCUAUGGGCGGUCCCCCCCGGAGGCCUGGGCCCCCGCUCCCGGGGCAGUCGUUCCAGAAUCAGCGUCCCGAGACGGAGUGGAACGAUCUGCCCGCCGACAUGGCCGGUCUGAACCCCAAGGCUGCCGCUUCUGGCGGUGGCCCUCCCAGUGGUGGGAGCAGUGCCGCCUCUUCCCAGCCAUCUUCUCGUAGCGUCUCUGCUGCUCGAAAGAAGAGGGACAGGUCCUAUCCUGCUGCUGCGUUUGGUGCGUGA